CCCUCGCGCAUCCAGCAACUACGGGCAACCGCUCGAGUUUAGUCCAGCUGCCCUUGAAUGUACAGAAGACGUGGGAUGUUCGCAUAAACGGUCUUAUCAGAGAGUUCUACUUCGCCUCUGUGCUUUCUCAUGAACACCAACCGGCUUACGGAGAUUUUGGUUUUAUUUUUGCAAAGUGGUACUCUGUGCAGGGAAGCCAAUUACACGGAUGUGACUGCGACUUUCGCUUAGGAAUACUCUGGAUUGCUAAUAGGUGUAAUCAAACUUAUGGCGUGAAGGCUCCCCCUCUGCCAUCUUUCGGAGCGCUCAUGGAUGUCAUCAUCGAGUACAGCUACAACGAGAGCACAGCCCAGAAUGGAACCCCAGGCCUCAACGGGACGGAGGGCGCGCUGCGUCAGGAGUACAACUACUACGCCCUGCUGCUCACCCUCCUCAUCUUCGUCAUCAUCUUCGGCAACGUGCUCGUGUGCAUGGCCGUCUCGCGCGAGAAGGCGCUGCAGACCACCACCAACUACCUGAUCGUCAGCCUCGCUGUCGCCGACCUGCUGGUGGCCACCCUCGUCAUGCCCUGGGUCGUCUACCUGGAGGUGGUGGGCGAGUGGCGCUUCAGUAAGAUCCACUGUGACAUCUUUGUGACUCUGGACGUCAUGAUGUGCACGGCCAGCAUCCUCAAUCUCUGCGCCAUCAGCAUUGACAGGUACACAGCCGUGGCGUUGCCCAUGCUAUAUAACACACGAUACAGCUCCAGGAGGCGGGUCACCAUCAUGAUCUCAGUGGUCUGGGUCCUCUCCUUCGCCAUCUCCUGCCCCCUACUGUUUGGGCUGAAUAGCACAGCCACCCGGGAGGAGACCCUGUGUGUGCUUGCCAACCCGGCGUUCGUGGUGUACUCCUCCAUCGUGUCCUUCUAUGUUCCCUUCAUCAUCACGCUGCUGGUGUACGUGCAGAUAUACGUCGUGCUGCGCAAGCGCCGGAAACGGGUCAACACCAAACGAGCUUGCCACGCCCCAGAGACCACACUCAAGAAGUGCACCCACCCAGAAGACGUGAAGCUCUGCACAGUCAUCGUCAAACCCACCGGAAGCUUCCCUGUCAACAACACAAAUGUGAUCCUGAUCAAAGAGGUGGUGCGUCAGAAGGACAGUGAGCUGGAGGUGGGGUCCGUGCAGCACAGCGCCGCCCCUAAAGGCAAGGGGCCGGACGGGGAGAACCCCGAGGCCAGCGGCUCCUCUUCCCCGGCCGAGGGCUCCCUGAAGGCCGAGCGGAACGGGAACACGGUGGAACCCCACGGCGGGGCGCCCAGGGGGGCGUUUGAGACGCGGGCCUUUGAGACGCGGGCACUGGCCAACGGCAAGACCCAGACACUGCUCAAGACCUCCAGCAAGAGGAAGAUCUCCCAGCAGAAAGAGAAGAAGGCCACACAGAUGCUGGCCAUUGUCUUAGCCGUGUUUAUCAUCUGCUGGCUGCCGUUCUUCCUCACACACGUCCUGAACAUCUACUGCGAGGUCCCUGUGGAGCUGUACACCGCCUUCACGUGGCUGGGCUACGUCAACAGCGCCAUCAACCCCAUCAUCUACACCACCUUCAACGUGGAGUUCAGGAAAGCCUUCAUCAAGAUCCUGCACUGCUGAGAAGCGCUGUGUUUGUGUGUGUGUGUGUGUGUGUGUGUGUGUGUGUGUGUGUGUGUGUGUGUGUGUGUGUGUGUGUUGUGUGUGUGGAGUUCAGGAAAACCUUCAUCAAGAUCCUGCACUGCUGAGACACGUUCGAUUGCUUCACAGCCAAAAAGGCUCUGCGUCUGUGUGUGUGUGGAAAGGUAUGUGUGGCUAUGUUUGUGCUUUGUGUGUGUGUGUGUUAGUGUGACUGUAAGGGUGUGUGUGUGUGUAAGUGCUUGUGUGUAAAUUUGCAUACCCCAUCGACUCUGUUUACCUUGAAGUGGAUUUGAAGACUAACGAGGGAUUAUGCUAAUUGCUGAGCUGGAUGGUGGACGGACUUCAAGUGAAUGUAAAUAAACUGAUGUCUGUAUUAUAGAAGUCACAAAUGCUUUUCUGAAUUAUUGAAGAAUUGUCCCACAUUCAUUGCUAGAUGAAAACGCAGAAGCUACUGCCAUACAGUCUGGCAAAACACUCUGAGACUUUCAACUCGCUCAUACGACUGAGGCACAGACUGGGACUGAUGGAGAGGCACAGAGCGCAGAAAACAGAAACACGCCAGAAUGGUGGUGAAACAGAUCACCUCCAGAAACAUAAUGGACUGUGUGUGCGUUUGUGUGUGUGUGUGUGUGUGUGUGUGUGUGUG
This is a messenger RNA of Clupea harengus (Atlantic herring), 2292 nucleotides long. RefSeq names its product dopamine receptor D2a (gene drd2a). The record is from RefSeq and is a predicted model, not a curated record. Gene Ontology annotation, cellular component: plasma membrane; glutamatergic synapse; presynaptic membrane. NCBI's taxonomy places the organism in Eukaryota, Metazoa, Chordata, Actinopteri, Clupeiformes, Clupeidae. Gene Ontology annotation, molecular function: G protein-coupled receptor activity; dopamine neurotransmitter receptor activity, coupled via Gi/Go. Gene Ontology annotation, biological process: negative regulation of synaptic transmission, glutamatergic; negative regulation of cytosolic calcium ion concentration; negative regulation of voltage-gated calcium channel activity.